UUGGCAGUUUAUACAAAGCAAUGGGGUACAAUUCAAUCGUUCUUCUUUACAUAUUUUUAAGUUUUAAAUAUUUUUAGUCAUUUCUCAAUAGAAAAAUGACGAUAGAAUAAGAAGUUGCCACAGUUGCCCAUAUUUUACUUCCUUCCCAACCUAUUCAUGAAUGCAUGGUACUUGUAGUAUCAGGAGAUCACGGAGCUGACAUGACAUGGCCAGAUAUCACGACCGUGGGGAUCAAGGCACGGUGCCUGAAUUGUACAGUGUAUUUGCUGGAGAGGUAACUUCAAUUCAACAGUAUGGAGCAUUUAUUAAAAUACCAAGAUGUAAAAAAAAUGGUUUGGUCCAUAAGAGUCACAUUUCUAACUCCAGAGUGGAAGAUGUCUCUGAUGUACUAGCAUUGGGUGACAAAGUCUACUGUAAAGUCAUAUCACUUGGGGAUGAAGGUGAUGACAAAGUCAAGAUCUCGUUAUCCAUGAAAAACAUAAACCAAGAUGAUGGUACAGAUCUCGAUCCAAACCAAGUACAGUUGGUACAGGAUGAGAAAAGGAGAAAGAAAAGUGGUACUUACAUACCAGAGAAGAUAGAACUUGGAGUUGUGUUAAAUACAACAUGUCGGAAAUGUGGAUGCAAAGGUCAUCUGGCUCAGGAUUGUUUUAAGAUACCUGGUGGAAAAUCCUAUGAAUUGCUGCCAGAAGAUGACAGUUUCUUGACAGCACUUUCCCAGCCCACUCCUUCAGAUAAAAGUAGUCACAAGAAGAAAAAGAAAAGGACAAAAAACACAAGAACAAAAAGAAACACAAGCACAGGGACAAUGAUUCAGAGUCUGGCUUCUGAGAAAUGAGAAAAAAAUGAAAUCAAAGUACAAAAGGAGAAGACAGUCAUCAGAUUUGGACAGUGAUGAUGGGGACAGAGAUAAAAAACAGAAGAAACAUUCUGAGGGCGAGAGCUGUCAGGAUAAGAAAGAACAUCGGCAUAUUAGAGGUGACAAUUUUAUGAGAAAUCAAGACAGAGAGUAUUCGCAUAGAAGGGAUCAAGGGCAACAUUCGCAUGCAGGCAAAUCGGGUAAAGAAUUCUCCCAUAGAAAGAGGGGAAGAGAUUCAGAAGAUGAUGUAAAAGAUCGGCGUCACAGACAUGAUGCUGAAAGUGACAGACCUAGAGACAUGAAAGAUCAUCAUCACAGACGAAUUUCUGAUGAAAAAGGAACACUGGACGUG
Messenger RNA from Saccoglossus kowalevskii, 1211 nucleotides. RefSeq lists its product as uncharacterized. The record is from RefSeq and is a predicted model, not a curated record. Gene Ontology annotation, molecular function: zinc ion binding; RNA binding. Lineage: Eukaryota; Metazoa; Hemichordata; Enteropneusta; Harrimaniidae. Gene Ontology annotation, biological process: RNA stabilization.